Gossypium arboreum is the source of this 2374-nucleotide messenger RNA. Its product is annotated as COBRA-like protein 1. Gene Ontology annotation, cellular component: plasma membrane. The transcript is spliced from 6 exons. NCBI's taxonomy places the organism in Eukaryota, Viridiplantae, Streptophyta, Magnoliopsida, Malvales, Malvaceae. Gene Ontology annotation, biological process: cellulose microfibril organization; plant-type cell wall cellulose biosynthetic process. The record is from RefSeq and is a predicted model, not a curated record. The coding region runs from base 732 to 2099 and encodes 455 amino acids.
UCAUACGCCAUAUUAUUCAAUACCUUAUCAUGCGUUUUGCUUUUUUAACUAAUUUCUUCAUUUUAUUUUAAAUUAUAUGUUGUGGAUGAAUAUAUAUAUAUAUAUAUAUAUAUAUAAUUAACAUCGAGGAUUAAAUUUAGUUGAUGAUAAUUUGAUUUUUAAGUCUAAAUUAAUUUGUUUUUAUUCAUAUUUAAAUUGAAUGAUUUAAUUUUAAAUAUAACUUAUGUUUAAGAUGUUCGAAUUCUUUCAAAUAUUUUUAUAUGAUUUGAUUUUUGAUUAAAUGUAUACUUCUUUUAAUUAUAUUUAAAUUUAUAUAAUAAUGGCGGGUCCUUUUGAACAAUACACUAUUAAUAUUGAUGGAACUAAAAUUCAUGUUUAUUUAAUACUAAAUUAUGACAUCCUUAUGCUAUAAGCAAGAUUAGACAAAAACAAAUUAGUCUGUGAUUUGCUAAGAUGAAAAAGAAAUUAUUUAUAUUUUUUAAUGAUUGUUGAUGUUAAAGUUAUAUAUCACAUGAUUAAUGAAAACAAAUUUAUAAUUUAAAAGAAAAAAGGCGUUUUACAGUGAGAUUAAAGUGUUCCACUACUUUAAACUCAAAGUCUUAAACUUUCGUGUCAUGUCCUGUUGGACGAAAAAGCUACUCAUCUCCGUUCUUCUCUCUGAGUCUUCCCUGUCUGCCACAGAUCUUGAACCGAAGUCAAUAACAAAAGAAGACUCCUAAAAUCCUACAGAAAUGUCUAAUCUUUUUUUGUUCAUUGCUAGAUCUUUCUUCAACCUAAGCUCUUUCAGCGUCUUGCUUCUGUUUUUGCUCUCUUUCUCAAGUUUCACUGCAACAGAAGCCUAUGAUCCUUUGGAUCCUAAUGGAAAUAUCACAAUCAAAUGGGAUAUCAUGAGUUGGACUGCUGAUGGCUAUGUUGCAGUUGUCACAAUCUUUAACUUCCAGCAGUACCGUCACAUCCAAGCACCAGGGUGGACAUUAGGUUGGAAAUGGUCUAAGAAGGAGGUGAUUUGGAGUAUGAUGGGAGGACAAACAACUGAACAAGGGGAUUGUUCAAGAUUCAAAGGGAACAUUCCACAUUGUUGUAAGAAGGACCCAACAGUCGUGGAUUUAUUGCCAGGAACACCUUAUAAUCAGCAGAUUGCGAAUUGCUGUAAAGGGGGAGUGCUAAACUCAUGGGUACAAGAUUCAGCUACGGCAGCAAGCUCAUUCCAGGUGAGUGUGGGGCAAGCAGGAACAACAAACAAGACAGUUAGAGUUCCAAAAAACUUCACUUUGAAGGCACCAGGGCCCGGUUAUACUUGUGGUCCAGCGAAAAUUGUGAAACCCAGUAGAUUUGUUACCGCGGACAAAAGAAGAGUCACACAAGCUUUGAUGACUUGGAAUGUUACUUGCACGUAUUCACAAUUUCUAGCUCAGAAAACACCUACUUGUUGCGUCUCUCUCUCAUCAUUCUAUAAUGAAACCAUAGUACCUUGCCCGCAAUGUGCUUGUGGCUGCCAAAAUACUUCUCAGCCUGGGAGCUGUGUAGACCCCAAAGCUCCGCAUAUAGCAUCGGUUGUUCCAAGUACAGGGAAGAAUAACUAUGCACCUUUGGUCCAAUGUACAAGUCAUAUGUGUCCGGUCCGAGUUCAUUGGCAUGUUAAGCUAAACUACAAGGAGUAUUGGCGGGUUAAGGUCACAAUUACUAAUUUCAAUUAUAAUAUGAACUAUACACAGUGGAACUUAGUUGUGCAACAUCCCAACUUCGACAAUCUCACCCAGAUUUUCAGCUUUAACUACAAGUCUUUAACUCCGUAUACUGCAAUAAAUGAUACUGCCAUGUUAUGGGGUGUUAAAUUUUACAACGAUUUGCUUUCCCAAGCUGGUCAGCUCGGUAAUGUGCAGUCAGAGCUACUUUUCCGAAAGGACAAAGCAACUUUCACUUUUGAGAAGGGUUGGGCUUUCCCUCGAAGAAUCUACUUCAAUGGAGAUAAUUGUGUUAUGCCACCGCCCGACGCCUAUCCUUGGUUGCCUAACGGCAGUUCCCAUCAGCUUAUCUCCACACUUAGUUUGUUGACAACUCUCUUGGCAGCAAUGGCAUUUUUAUUGGGAUAUGCAUAAAGUUCAACCAUUUUUAUACUGGGAAAUCUGGUAUGCUCCAAAAUUUUGACUGAAUCAGUUCGAUGUAGAAUGUGCGGCGUGAGAAGUUGCAGUUUGUGUCAGUUAGAGGAAGUCAAUGUGCAGUGGUGUCGUUUUAAUGUAUGGUCAGUGAAUUCACUCGUGCUGUUGUAUGUAUGCAUGUUCGAUUAUGUACUUAAACCAAUAACAAUGUUGAUUGUAGAAUUCCCACGAUAUUUUAUUACAGUAGUAACAGACAUAAAUCAUUGACAGAGAAA